CUCAGCCAAAACUGCCUUGAGCUCUUGUCAAAAGCCGGUCGCUAUUGUGUGUCGAAUAUGUCCUAGCACAUUGUCGUGUUGUAUCACAUUGCAGUUAAGACACAUUUAUUUUCGUUUAAAAACGAAAUUCAACUUGGAAUUGGCGGUGUUUGUUAUCGAUCAGUUAUUGAUCGAACCCUCCGCUCUGCACAUCUCAUUGAACGGACGCUGGACUAUUCGUCUCUACAGAUGUUUCAACUCUAAUAAUGCAAGAUGCAUGCUGAUGCUCGAGAGAGGUUGCUUGACUCCGCAUUACUCAUCAUUUUAAACUCAUCCACCUACUAAAAAUAAUCGCAUACAGCCGAGAAUCGUUUGUAUUUUGGGGUGAAGAAUGACCGAAUAUAAGCUUGUGGUCGUGGGGGCUGGAGGCGUUGGCAAGAGCGCACUUACCAUCCAGCUCAUCCAGAACCACUUUGUGGAUGAAUACGACCCAACCAUAGAGGACUCCUACAGGAAGCAGGUGGUGAUCGAUGGAGAGACAUGUCUACUGGACAUCUUGGACACUGCAGGUCAGGAGGAGUACAGCGCUAUGAGAGACCAGUACAUGAGGACGGGAGAGGGCUUCCUCUGCGUCUUUGCCAUCAAUAAUACAAAGUCCUUCGAGGACAUUCAUCACUACAGAGAGCAAAUAAAGCGAGUCAAGGAUUCCGAAGAUGUCCCCAUGGUCCUUGUGGGGAACAAGUGUGAUCUUCCGUCCCGCUCUGUGGACACCAAGCAGGCUCAGGAUUUAGCACGUAGCUACGGCAUUCCAUUUAUAGAGACCUCAGCAAAGACGAGACAGAGAGUGGAAGAUGGCUUUUAUACUCUAGUACGGGAGAUAAGGCAAUACCGGCUGAGAAAAUACAGUAAAGAAGAAAAGACGCCACGGUGCAUCAAGCUAAAAAAAUGUGCUUUGAUGUAAAGAGGGGGCGUGGACGACGCAUUCUACACGUUAGUCCGAGAAAUCCGGAAACACAAGGAGAAGAUGAGCAAGGAGGGCAAGAAAAAGAAAAAGAAGUCCAAGACAAAAUGUGUACUAAUGUGAAUGAACCUUUCCAAUCAUGGACUCAAAGUUCCACAGCUGCAUUUUGUACAUUACACUAAAUUAUUAGCCGCCUCAGAGUACAGAACGAAUCCCCCAUUUUAGCCGCUAAAAGAAAUAAGCUGUUUCUCGUUAAGUGCCAGCUGCCCCAGAAAUAUUGGUCCUUUGAGACAUUUUAAGUGGACUGUUUUAUCAGGUGGUGGUUUUGCCUUGCUAGUUGGUCGACCUUGAAUAGUUUGAGGAUAUUUGAAGAAUACUGAUGUAAUAAAAAUCAAAAUGAGCUCUUCAAAACUAGCCUGUUAAAGGUAUAGUUCACCUAAAAAUGAAUGAUGUAUGACUAUCUUUUAGAUGUUUUUCAGGAUCUUUAUCUACUUCAAAUAUUAGUUUUUAACGACAGAAUACCUUUUGGGGUGUACUAUCCCUUUAAGAUAAAAGGCCGUGUGAUUUUACAAGGAACUGAAACCUGAAACUUAAGGACCAACACUUUUCGGGGUAAUUUUUUUAAUAUUUACCGCGGUAUUACCAUGCCUUCGGAUGUUACAAAAAUCCAGAAGUGAUCUGCAUGUAAACUAUUAUUGUAGUGAUAUUACAGCCCCAGUCUAAAGCCAUGGUAAUGUAUAUAUGGUGAUAUCUAAAUCUUGGUAAUCUUUGUUUCCCUGGUUGCAUGCUGUGUUUUGUUCUUGAAACCUACAGAGAAUGGUUCAUCAAUGUUUAAAACUGUAUAAAAGGCGCUGUUGACAGUUUCGAGUGGGUUUUCCCAGCUCAGAUGCGGUUGUGUCUUACAGCCAAUGUGACCAAUGUCAUGUUGGUUUUUUAUUUUUUUAACCAAAUGCUAAUGAUUAGUGACCAAUUCCACUAUGAGCUUCAAUAUUUUUUCUGUCUGGUGUAAGGGAUGUUGUACAUUGAGGUCGUAAAAAAUGAUGGGGAAAGAAACACUUGACUGGGUGAUCGGCACACGGUUAUUUUAUUGCGAUACGAGUAUGAAGUUAGAAUGUUGGCCUUUCUUAGAAGUCAAUAUACUGUUUCGACCAAUCAGAAUAAAGUAUUUUUCUCUGAUGGUCUACACUAGUGAAAGCCGCAUAGGUUCAGAUUUUCUCUCUUGCCGAGCCAAACAGCGCCUUAGAUGUUCGAUAAUGUUGAAAUUUCCUUAGAAGUCUAGUUUUUGAAUGGUGAUAUAACCCACCAUUAGUUAUUAGUUAUUGUGAUGCAAAUGUACGUAAAAGAAAAAACAAAUGCCUUGUUUGCUAAUGCUGCCAUGAAGAUGCUUUCUAAAGGCCCUAUUCUUGUCAAUUUAAAUCAUGAAUUAUUGUACUCUGAUAGGUUCCCAAGAUGCAGUCUCGAAAUAGUAGUUUGCCGUGGUAAAACUUGACUGUAAAGAAGGCAAAUUUCAGCCAUCACUCAAACCAAAGAGAGUGAUAUCUAGAUUCAUUUUGUGUGGCAAUACUGGUGAUGUCAUGAAAUGAUGUCAUUUAUAGGAGAUAUCGUAAAAGCAGAUGGUUGCUUUCACACUUUUGGUAAACUGUUGUAGCGUGCGUUCUUAACCAUUACUAGUUAUACUUUUCUGAUAAAUGUUAACACAAUUUGACUAUUACUAAUACUGAAUUUAAAUGAGAUAUCUUAAAGGAAAGUGGAUCGGGAUGGUGCACUCUUAUGCAAAGUAUUUUCAAGUGAUUUUUGUUCCCUUUAAAUCACGUUAAUAGCAGACUGUAAUGCAAGCAACAAGGUUCUUUGAUAUUUUUGGAAUGGUUUCUACAUUGUCCUCUCUCUCUCUCCAUGUGCCAAUUGCAAAUGUUGAUAAAAUGGUUCAGAUGUAUAAAUAUGGACCUUGUUUUAACAACCUUUGUGCGGUUGUGAUAAGGAAGAUGAAUAUUUUGGAAAUUGUGCUGCUUUUUUUUCAUUUAAUGAAUGACGCUUACCUGUAAUUAAGGGUCGUGUGUUAACGUCUCAGAUAAAGUGCUGAUCAUAGAUCAACUUUCACCUCUUUCUGGUGAAUAUACGAUUAAAAUGAGGGAAGCUGUUCUCAGAUCAGCACAGUUUUAUAAAUGCAGCGCAAACCUGUUUUUUUCCCCAUUAAUCUCACCACAUUUAUUUAAUGUGUAAUUAAAAUAAUAUAAAAUCUA
This is a messenger RNA of Triplophysa dalaica, 3180 nucleotides long. It is a transcript of the gene kras, whose product is annotated as v-Ki-ras2 Kirsten rat sarcoma viral oncogene homolog. The coding region runs from base 371 to 940 and encodes 189 amino acids. The transcript has 6 exons. Gene Ontology annotation, molecular function: GTPase activity; GTP binding; GDP binding. The record is from RefSeq and is a predicted model, not a curated record. Gene Ontology annotation, cellular component: plasma membrane. Gene Ontology annotation, biological process: Ras protein signal transduction. NCBI's taxonomy places the organism in Eukaryota, Metazoa, Chordata, Actinopteri, Cypriniformes, Nemacheilidae.